AUGUUAGGUUAUACUGAAACGAAGGACUUGGCCGCAAAUUCAAAUGGGAAUCUCGAAGUCCGUUCACUCGAUUUUACACAAUGGUACCCAGGAGGCAUUCUCCACACGAAAUCCUGGGUCGUUGACGGCAAACACUUCUAUGUUGGCUCUGCAAAUUUUGAUUGGCGUUCACUAACUCAGGUCAAGGAACUUGGCAUAGCUGCAUUCAACUGCCCUUGCCUUGCUCAAGAUCUCACCAAUUUGUUGGAAAUCUAUUGGGAUAUGGGAGCACCGGGAGCGAGAAUUCCACAAAGGUAA
Messenger RNA from Cooperia oncophora, 297 nucleotides. The record is from the annotation of a GenBank genome assembly. NCBI's taxonomy places the organism in Eukaryota, Metazoa, Nematoda, Chromadorea, Rhabditida, Trichostrongylidae.